AUGGCGACCACAAACAAGACCCUCAUCUUCAAGAAAGUCCCCACGGCAAUGCCGGUUCCGGGCGAGCACCUCGUCAUCGAAGACCGCGGCUUCGACGCGUCCGCGCCGCCCCCGCCCGGCGGGCUGACCCUCUCGAUCCUGUACGCCUCCUUCGACCCGUACCUGCGCGGCCGCAUGCGCCCGGCGGACGUCAAAUCGUACAGGGCGGCCUUCGAGCUGGGCGGGCCCGUGACCAACGACACGGUGGCGCGGGUGCUCAAGUCGGACUGCGCGGCGUACGCGCCCGGCGACCUCGUGGUCGCGCACCUGCCGAUCGCUGAGUACGCCGUGCUGAGUCGGGAGCAGGUGCCCACCGCGGUGAAGAGCAAGGUGGAGAAUCCGCACGGGCUGCGGGAUCUUGGCCUGUUCCUCGGCCCGCUCGGCAUGCCGGGCCUGACGGCGUGGUCGUCGUUGUACGAGAUUGGGAAGCCGAAGGCGGGCGAGACGAUUUUCAUCAGCAGCGCUGCUGGCGCGGUGGGGCAAGUGGUUGGUCAGGUGGCGAAGCGGUUGGGACUGCGCGUGAUUGGGAGCGUCGGGAGCGAUGAUAAGCUGGAGUUUAUCAUCAAGGAGCUGGGGUUCGAUGGCGGCUUCAAUUACAAGAAAGAGGCGACGAGGGAGGCCCUGCAGAGGCUGGCUCCGGACGGGCUGGACAUCUAUUAUGACAACGUGGGCGGGGAGCAGCUUGAGGCGGCACUGGAUGCCAUGAACGACUUUGGAAGGAUCGUCGCUUGCGGAAUGAUCUCGCAGUACAACCUCCCAGACAAGGAGCGCUACGGCAUCAAAAACCUGUUCCAGGUGGUUACCAAGCGGCUGACUAUGCGCGGAUUCAUAGUCAGCGAUCCCGGCUUCGGGGACAAGUACAAGAAGGACCACCAGGAGAAGAUGCAGCAGUGGCUAGCCGAAGGGAGCGUCAAGGCCAAGCUGAGCGUCACGGAGGGCAUUGACAAUGCCGCUGAAGGUCUGGUUGGCAUCUUCGAGGGCAAAAACUUUGGCAAGGCGGUACUCAAAGUUAAGGAUGAGUAG
Messenger RNA from Thermothielavioides terrestris NRRL 8126, 1062 nucleotides. RefSeq lists its product as uncharacterized. The transcript has 2 exons. The coding region runs from base 1 to 1062 and encodes 353 amino acids. The record is from RefSeq and is a predicted model, not a curated record. Gene Ontology annotation, molecular function: oxidoreductase activity, acting on the CH-CH group of donors, NAD or NADP as acceptor. Lineage: Eukaryota; Fungi; Ascomycota; Sordariomycetes; Sordariales; Chaetomiaceae.